CCUUCCAACUUUUUCUCUUUUUUUUUUUUUCAUUCUUCUCUCAUAACUACCAACACCUUCCAUUCCUUCUUUAUUUCUUUCCUUUUUAAUAUUAUUGGUAGUUUAUUAUUCCUAUUUCUUCAUCUAUCUACUAUCAUUAUUUUAUUAGUUUAUACAAUACCCAAAAAUCUUCAUCUACUUUAGAAAUAUGGAUACUUCUCCUUUUUUUAAAGUCUUUUCUACAGAACGACCUAAAGAUGGUAUUGAAUUAAUGCAAACACGUUUACGAUCAGCUCUUAAACUUAAUGAUGAAUUGGCUGAUUAUUUUAAAGAAAGAGCUAUAGUGGAAGAUUUGUAUGCCAAAAAUCUAUCAAAAUUGAAUAAAAAACUCUUUAUUACUGAUAAAUCAGCGCUUGGAAUCAUGUUACCAGCUUGGGAAAGAAUACAAAAUGAACUUCAUGAUACUGCUAUUAUUCAUUCUACUUUUGCAACAAAAAUGGUAGAUGAUAUUGAAAAAUCUCUACGUUCAGCUAUCAUAAAUGAUCAAGUAUAUGCUGAAAUUCGUCGCAUGGAUCCUACUUUUCAAAAACUUGCUAAAGAUUAUGACGAUCGUCAAUUGAAACUAGUCAAGCAUAAGAAAACAAUUGACAAGGCAGGCAAAAAACCAAGUGACGCAGAAAACAAAUACAAUGAAGCCAAGAAACAAUUGGAUAUAAUAAAAGAAGAAUGGCAACAAUAUUCCUCCAAAUACAUUCAGUUAUUUCAAAGUGUGGAUGAACAUCGAUGGCAUGAUAUUAAAAAUUAUCUCUUACAAUUUGAAACUCUCCAAACUGAUCAAAUGUUAAAACGUGUUCAGUUGGCUGGUGACAAUCUGGCAUCUGUAUCUGAUUUUACUGUAGAAAAUGAAAUUAUGGCCUUUUGUACUCAAUAUGAACCUACUACUACUACCACUAUCAAAUCUCAAAACGUACCAACGACAACAUCUUCUAUGCCACCUAUCUCUACCGUCUCACCAUCAUCAUCAUCAUCUAUGCCAACAUCUCCACCCUCUACUAAUGAACCAACGUCUCCUUAUCAAUCAUCAUCCUUUACACCAUCACUACUUAUUGAUACAUCUGAUGAUCCUGUGCAGCCACAAUCAACAAAAUCUUCCGAAUCUAUUACUUCUCGUACAACUACUGGAACUCGUACACUUCCUUCUGUUAUAGAAGACGCUGAUUAUACUCAUUCUACUUCCCGUCCAAAUGCUCCUUCCAUCAAAUCUAACAAGAAGUCUGAUAAACAAAGAAAGUUUCUCUCUUCAUUCACCAUUCGUCGAAAAUCAAAAGCAAUUGGUACAAAUGGUGUCAUGCUUCCUGAUAUACCUGAUUUUACUAUGCAACCCUCAGCUGGAAAAGCAUCUAGUAUCAUGGACAAUGCCAGUAUUCAUUCUAUUCAAGAAGAUGACAAACCUACAACAACAACACCAACGACAACAACUGAUAAUCAACAACAAGACAAAUUAUCACAUUCACUACAUACUCCAACUCUUCGUAAAACCACCAGUUUUGCCGACAGUUUCUUCAAUCAAUCACCACCAUCACAUCAACAACAACAACAACAUCAUAAAAAUACACCACCUGAUAUUAUCGUUGAUGAAGAAGGAUUUUCUAUUCCACCACCAGAUCGUUUACCAUGGACUACUUCACCUACUUCAGAUACAAUGACGAGUGAACAAGAUUCUAGUGAUCUUACAUCGAUGGAUAGUGCUAGUUUAUAUGGUACACCUCGUAUUAAACUCGAUAUCAAGAAUGAUUCUGUGAUUCAAGAAGAUGCCAAGACGUCUCAGGUAGCUCUUACUCGUGUGGCUUCCAUGUUGAAAGAAAGUAAUCCAGGCACAUCCAAACGUCCAAGAGGAAGAAGAGAAUUACGAUCUCAAUAUUUACAAGGUAAUACAUUAUCAAUCUAUCAAACAUCAUCAUCAUCACCAUUGGCAAUAUCAGCAAUAUCAGAAACAGAAACCAACGACAAUCAAAAACCAACAUCCACAAAACCUAUCAUCUCUCCUUUUGCUCAUGAUGAUGAUGAUGAUUAUAGUAUUCAAGAAUCAAUGGUUACACCAACAUUAGAAGAAACUGUGAACAGUUUGGAUCUUGCGUCACCUACCAAUUAUAAAAUGACAACAUCAUCUAUUAGUAUUCGUAUCAAGGAAGUGAUUCAUGCACAACUUCAACAAGGCAAAAGUCAACGUAUGAUGGUGAUGGGUGAAAUGGCUAUUUUAUAUGAAGGAGUGAAUGAUGAACCUGUUCAUUUUAUAUUGAAACAAGAUGGAUUACAAAUGACAAGUUUAGUUGAUUAUAUUACAUGUGUGGAACAAGUAAAAGAAGGAAUGGUAUAUCGAUUGGAUCCUAAAAUGAUGAAGCAACAGAAAGAAGAUUAUAAGAUAUGUUUUAAAUACCAACAAGAACAACAACGGGAAGAUGAUGAUCAACAGCAAUCUUCUCAUUCAAGUUUGGUGGCACCAUUAUUGGUGAAACCCAUGUGGAAAUGUGAUGGUGAUCAGGCGAGACUAAUGAUCAAAUAUAAUCUAAGCAACAAACAAAAUGGACCUCUAUGUCAAGUGAUGAUGGUGACUCAUGUGGGUGGUGGAUGUCAUGGUGCUCAAAGUAUGCCAACAGGACAAUGGACGGUAGAUCAACAAAGAAUGAUGUGGCAAUUGGAUAAUGUAAAAGAUCAAGAAGAACAAGUGAUCCGUGCUAAAUUUGCUACUACUUCACAAGCUGAAAUUCAACCUAUUAUGGUCCGAUUUGAAAUGGAAAAUCAAUUGGUAUCUCAUCUUCAAGUCAUAGAACAAAUUGAAAAUAAUAAUAAUAAUAAUAAUUCAUGGGUGAAUACAUUAGUGAAUAUCAAACAAGUUGAAAAGAAUACUCGAAGUGGAAAGUAUAUUGCCCAAGUUUAGAAUAACUGCACAUCUUGUUAUUAUUAUUAUCAUUAUUUAAUAAAUAAAUAUAUAUUUUUUUUGUUAUUUU
Molecule: messenger RNA, 2987 nt
Organism: Halteromyces radiatus
Lineage: Eukaryota; Fungi; Mucoromycota; Mucoromycetes; Mucorales; Cunninghamellaceae
Exons: 9
Coding region: 188-2917 (909 amino acids)
Biological process (GO): septin cytoskeleton organization
Cellular component (GO): plasma membrane; endocytic vesicle; cell division site
Source: RefSeq, a predicted model, not a curated record